Castor canadensis (American beaver) is the source of this 1671-nucleotide messenger RNA. RefSeq names its product CKLF like MARVEL transmembrane domain containing 3 (gene Cmtm3). The record is from RefSeq and is a predicted model, not a curated record. Lineage: Eukaryota; Metazoa; Chordata; Mammalia; Rodentia; Castoridae. Gene Ontology annotation, cellular component: membrane.
GUUUCCGCUUCCCUCCCUGGGGCGGGGUGAGAGGCAGGGAGGCCGAGCCUCUGCCCUGUGCCGUCGCCAUGUGGCCCCCCGACCCGGACCCCGAGCCGGAGCCCGAGCCCGCGGGCGGUUCCCGGGCCGGCGCGGCGGUCCCCGCGCUCCGCGCUCUGCUGCCGGCGCGCGCCUUCCUCUGCUCGCUCAAAGGUCGCCUCCUGCUGGCGGAGUCGGGUCUCUCGUUCAUCACCUUUAUCUGCUAUGUGGUGUCCUCUGCAUCGGCCUUCCUCACCGUGCCUCUGCUGGAGUUCCUGCUGGCUGUCUACUUCCUCUUUGCUGAUGCCAUGCAGCUGAAUGACAAAUGGCAGGGUUUGUGCUGGCCCAUGAUGGACUUCCUGCGCUGUGUCACCGCUGCCCUCAUCUACUUCGUCAUCUCCAUCACAGCUGUUGCCAAAUACUCAGAAGGGGCUUUCAAAGCAGCUGGGGUUUUUGGCUUCUUUGCCACCAUCGUAUUUGCAGUUGACUUCUGCCUGAUCUUUAACGACGUGGCUAAAUUCCUCAAGCAAGGAGAUUCUGCAGAUGAGAACACUGCCCACAGGACAGAAGAGGACAAUUCCAACUCAGACUCGGACUCUGACUGAAGGCUUGUCUGUGCCCAGCAACCUGAGCACCUGGGCCUCACACCUGCACCUUCCUGACAGGACUGCUGGGAGUGUGGCCAGAAGGCACUGAUGUGGAAGGGAGAUCCCCCAAGUGGGCCUGUCCACAGCCUCAAGGUUACAUUCCUGAGCUCUGCAUUUAAAACUGCACCCCUGGACUAGUGCUGUUAAACCACUCUGUGUGAGGGUGUCUUGAAUGUCCCACCCUCUCCCACUCCUGUUCCACAGAUCCUAUUUCCUAUAACCUUGUUGCCAAAACCAUGGGACAGCAGAUGCAGCUGUCUCAGUUGUAGUUCUUGCUGUGGAGUGGGUGGGGGGGAUUGUCUGUUUCACUACCAAGAACAGACAGAAGCCACUGGAGCGCCAGCCUGCCGGGCCCUGGUGGCCCCCACCUGCAUAGGGUGCUCCUGCUUAUGCCAGCACUUUGUUGAGAACAGUCCUUUCAGGAGUCUUUGUUUAAGAAGCACAAGCUCCCUCCUCGUUGUGGAGGGAGAAGACUUAGCCUUCCCAUCUUAGAGCAGGUUUUGCCACCCAAGAUGGGUGGCACCUUAGUCCUGGAAACCACGACUUCUGUUCCUGGGUCCAAGACAGGUUCAGAGAAGAGCUCACAGACUCACUUGCCAACUAGCCAACAGACAACCAUCACAGUGGCCGAAACUGUGACCCGGGCAGCUGGGCAGGCCCAGCAGAGCCCUCUUCAUGCAGGCAAGUCCUUGGGACUCAAGGACACUGUGCUUCCUCUGGACACCAGGGCAGGCCAACUGGCUCCCUCAUGAAAGAUGAGACAAGCCUUCUGUGUUCACCUGGGAACAUACAGUAUAUGUAUGCUUUGAUGGGGUUUUGUAGCUUUUUUAUAGUUUUUGUUUUUUGUUUUUUUUUUCCUAAAUACUAAAGCAGCUUAACAGAUGGCAUUUCUGUGACCAAGAGGCCUUGGGAAUGAGCCAGAGAUUGGGGACCAGGUUUGGGGCAUUUGUAACCAUAUUCUUGCAUGUGAAUCUCCUGCCCUGAAAGAAAAAAAAAAAAAAAAAAC